CGGUGUCUGGUGGGCGGUGGGUCGCGCCGUUUUGUAGUAGUAAAACAAUGUCACACACAAGGUCAAUCACUGUCGUCUGAUUGAAACCAGCUGUGUGUGCCUUAGAAACUGCAGGGAAAUGAUGCUAAGGACUGUGCCAUGUACCGUAGGCAAGAUUGCUCGCCGGGCGUACUCUGUCGAGGCAAACAGAAAUUACGACAUUGUGGUGGUCGGCGGUGGCAUUGUCGGUACGGCUUCGGCCCGUGAAAUUCUCCUGCGCCAUCCAACGUUGCGUGUGGCGGUGGUAGAGAAGGAGCCUCAGCUAGCGUUUCACCAGAGUGGCCACAAUAGUGGCGUAAUUCAUGCGGGCAUCUACUACAAACCGGGAUCCCUGAAGGCGAAACUGUGCGUCGAAGGGUUGCAUUUAAGUUACAAGUAUUUCGACGAGAAAAGCGUGCCGUAUAAGAAGGUCGGCAAGCUGAUCGUGGCCACUACCCCCGUGGAGGUAGAACGCUUGAAUGACCUGUAUCAGCGAUCACUUGCCAACAAUGUGCCCGGAGUGCAGCUGGUGGAUGCGGCCAAGAUAAAAGAAAUCGAACCAUUCUGCAACGGACUGAAGGCCAUCUGGUCGCCCCACACCGGGAUCGUCGACUGGCGCAUGGUGACGCAGUACUAUGCGCGUGACUUUAAGGCGGCCGGUGGAGAUGUGUACGUCAACUUUAAGGUGUCCAAGUUCAGCGAGGCACCGGACCACUUGGACUACCCGAUUGUGGUACGCAGCGCGAAGGGUGACACGAUACGCGCCCGUAACAUUCUGACCUGUGGUGGGCUACAGUCGGACAAGCUGGCGGAAAUGACGGGAUGCUCGGCGGUACCCAAAAUAGUGCCGUUCCGGGGCGAGUAUCUGUUGCUGCACCCGGACAAGUGCCAUAUGGUGCGGGGUAACAUUUACCCGGUGCCGGAUCCACGGUUCCCGUUUCUCGGCGUACACUUCACGCCGCGCAUGGAUGGGAGUGUCUGGUUGGGCCCGAAUGCGGUGCUGGCAUUCCGCCGGGAAGGGUACAAGUGGUCAGACAUCAAUGUGCCCGAGCUGAUUGACGCCCUGCGUUUCCCGGGACUGAUCAAAAUGGCGUCCAGGUUUAUCGGGGCCGGCAUGAUGGAGGUGGCCCGUUCGGCGAUCAUACCGCUCCAGGUGCGGGAGCUCCAAAAAUUCAUUCCCGACAUUCAGGAGUACGACGUCAGCCGCGGACCGGCCGGUGUUCGGGCGCAAGCCCUCGACAACGAGGGCAAUCUGGUAGAUGAUUUCGUGUUCGACCACGGAAAGGGAAACACGGCGCUGUCGCGAAACAUUCUUCACUGUCGCAACGCACCGUCGCCGGGGGCCACGAGUUCGCUGUCGAUCGCCAAGAUGAUUGCCGACAAAAUCGAGGAAGAGUUUCACAUCAAAAAGUGAUCAUCCAAAGCACCGUUUUGUUGAAGCAUUAUUUUAUUGUACGAUUUCAUAUAAUAUUGGUAAAGUAUCACUGAUCCGUUUCCUGUUUGAUAAUGUUUUAAAACUGCCUGAAAAUGAAUAGACCAUCUUCUUGCCGCGACCCGCGAUGCGCGCUCAUUGGUUUUAUGUACAUUUGCCGAUUUGAUCGUUUAUCGUUUUCAAACGGAACUAAAAUGAAUGCCGCUGCGCCAAUGGAAGUACAUGUUUGCGUUGAUAAAAUCCCAGUAUGCCGUCAUGUGGAAGCCAAUGUUGGAGUAGACGAACAGAUACUCGCUGAGUGCAAACAGCGAAUAAACGA
Molecule: messenger RNA, 1769 nt
Organism: Anopheles bellator
Lineage: Eukaryota; Metazoa; Arthropoda; Insecta; Diptera; Culicidae
Gene: L2HGDH
Product: L-2-hydroxyglutarate dehydrogenase, mitochondrial
Exons: 4
Coding region: 119-1432 (437 amino acids)
Molecular function (GO): (S)-2-hydroxyglutarate dehydrogenase activity; (S)-2-hydroxy-acid oxidase activity
Source: RefSeq, a predicted model, not a curated record